Messenger RNA from Geodia barretti, 2080 nucleotides. Lineage: Eukaryota; Metazoa; Porifera; Demospongiae; Tetractinellida; Geodiidae. The record is from the annotation of a GenBank genome assembly.
CAGGUGAGGAGCAGUCUGCAGUGUCAGUGUUAUCCAGUGGGCCAUCAGCCACUGCCGAGCCACCCAGAGCCACUUUAGAUGCCACACAGCAGUCCACUCCAGACACACAACAGUCGACAGAGUCCCAGUCACUGCCUCAGCCCAGCUACCACUCCACUCCAUUUCGGGCAUGCACAUUAUGUGUGCUCACUGCAUGUAUGUGCUGCAUCCUCUGCAGUGGGACCAGAUACCAGUUAUGAGUCCAGUGGCCACAUUGAAACAGUAUCCAGUACUUUUGGUGAUUCGAAAAAAGUGGAUACUUGUGUCUUAGAAAUUGGUGAAAUGCCAGUACUCGGGACGACAAACAGCAACACUCUCUGAAGACCUCUGUUUUCCUAGUAUCUCAGCUAUUUCCUUCCUCAGGGAACUCUGGCCACCUGCAGAAAAUUCAUGGUGUUUCACUCCCUCAGUGAGAGAGAAGAAUCAGAGAAAACGGUUCAAUCUACUGUGGAGAGUGUCCUAUACCAGAAUGUAUGACUCAAACCUCCACCCUGUAUGACUGCACUAAUAAAGGAAUGACGUAUGUUGAUGAAACCAAUGACGUCAUUUUGGAAAUCCAGAGGAGCCAUUCCUGAGGAAGAGAGACUCAACGGUUGAUGUUGGAGUGGCUCUCUUUGGCCCAUUCAGUUCCCAGAAGGUCUUAGACCUGUGUCUCCUGUGUUCUGGGCCUGUGUUCGUGACAUAGCAAAUUCCAGUGCUGAAACAGUCACAGUCACUAUCCCUCACUUCCUUGAUCUUGACAAUGAGGACAAAAUGGAAUUUCUGGGCCUCACUUUCCUGAAAGCACACCACAAGAAAAAACUCCUGCGGGACUGUAUGAUUCCAGCCAUUAACAGAGGUGCGAAAUGGACUUUAACACUCUCAGAACACAUGGCAUUCUUGAACCUUGCAUUUUGCAGUCUCGUGUCUGCUGCAAACUUCAUACCAAGGAGUACAGAGUUUUGCAUCACAUCUGUUGUUCCACAUUGUCCAGGUCCAGUUGGUAAGUAUGUCGGGGGUUGUUUCUUUGUCACCUUUCUCAAUCUGAAGACUUGUCUCGAAAAAGUUGAAACUCUGAUUAAUAAAAUGUACAGAGAGGGAUACAAGACGCGGAGGGUGCCCUUUAGGUUCAAAAGUGACACAGAAGAUCCUGCACUUGAGAUGACCUUCUCUCAACCAAAACAUGGUCAAAUUGGAUGGAAAGGAAAGGACAAGGUUUUUCGUAGCGAAGUGGAUUUCUUUGUGAAGGACAAUAUUUCUGAGGGGGAACUACUGUGUCUACAGAGUGAUGAGUUUUAUCCUCCGCGAUUUGAAGUGUUCUUUGCCUCUUUCAAGGAGAAUGCAACACUCAGUGAUGGCCAGAUUACCUUCAGUGGAGCCACUAGUGGCAUCAAGUUCAACUUAGACUUGGACCUACCUGACUUUACAAGUCCUCCUGUUACCUCUCCUGCAGGCAACCGGCAGCAGUCCACAGUGUCAGGAGCAGUACCAGUCACCACUACACACUCCCAGCCACCUCCUACCACUUCCCAACAGUCCACACUAGAUAUUGAUGACUAUUUUGAUGUGGUAUCUGAACUGGAUGACGUGGCUCACGUGUGGAAGUCACUGGGAGGAGCUCUCAGACUACGACCUUCAACUCUCGCCAGAAUCAAAGCUGAUCACCAACAAGACUCUAGCAGCUGUCUGGAAAAGAUGGUGACCAUGUGGCUGAACCAGUCUUACAACACGGAGCGUUUCGGACUGCCUUCAUGGAAGAUGUUGGUGGAGGCAGUGGCCCAUCGCAAUGGGGGGAACAACAACGCCCUUGCCAUACGCAUUGCCACCAAGUACAAAGUGCCAGCUCCAGCCCAGAACUGAGUCUCAGGAAAUCCCAACAUUCUCCCCAGAACCCCUCCUCCAGUCUGCUAGGACUCUCUCUUUGGACACCCCUCGGAUUUUGAUUGCCUCGGAUUACAUAAUAACAUUGACGUAUGGACUCUGUAGCUAGUUAGAAUGCUGUUUCUUAGUUGUGAGGUUAAAUUUUCAACAUAACACAGCAAGCAUAAUUGGCAAGUGGAGC